Molecule: messenger RNA, 591 nt
Organism: Gossypium raimondii (Peruvian cotton)
Lineage: Eukaryota; Viridiplantae; Streptophyta; Magnoliopsida; Malvales; Malvaceae
Exons: 3
Coding region: 1-591 (196 amino acids)
Source: RefSeq, a predicted model, not a curated record
AUGGAGGAUAUCACCAUAGUGAAGAAGAUUUUGCGUUCCAUUACGCUGAAGUUUGAUUAUGUCGUUUGCGCAAUUGAAGAGUCAGAAGACAUAGAUGAAUUGUAUCUUGCCUCCAAGGAACAAGCUUUGAAGGCUUUUACUGUUAUUUCUUCUUCCAAUUUUAGAGAAAGAGGUAAAGGUAGAUGUAUAGGUAGAGGAAGAGGAGAUCGAGGUAGUAGAGAUGGUGAAAACAAAAAUGAUAGUAGAAAUUACAUAAUCAAUGAUGACCAAAGUAAAGGAAAAGGACAGGAUUUCGAUAAAUCCAAGAUAAAAUGCUUUAGAUGUCAAAAGUUUGAUCAUUGUCGUUUUGAAUGUUAUGCUAGGCUACCAAGUGACAAAGAUGAACAAUCAAAUUUGUUGAGAACAAGGAAGGAGAGACCUUGUUGGUGGCGGUUCAAGUUGAAAAGAAACCUGAACCAAGUGUUAGCUUUGGUGAUUGCUUUACUUUGGGAUGUCAUGGGAAAAGGUAACAUCAAUAUUAGUACCAAGAAUGGUUUUGUGGAAACCAUAUCUAAUGUGUUAUUUCCUCCUAUUUCAAAAGCAAAUUGUUGA